Paramecium tetraurelia is the source of this 1993-nucleotide messenger RNA. RefSeq lists its product as uncharacterized. NCBI's taxonomy places the organism in Eukaryota, Ciliophora, Oligohymenophorea, Peniculida, Parameciidae. The record is from RefSeq and is a predicted model, not a curated record. Gene Ontology annotation, cellular component: membrane. Gene Ontology annotation, molecular function: ATP binding; ABC-type transporter activity; ATP hydrolysis activity. The transcript has 6 exons.
AAUUCAAUCAGUUUUUAUGACAGAUAAGCUUUAAACCUAUGCAAAUAGAGAGGAAAACCUUGUUAGUACAGAUAAUCGAGCUGAGUUUUCAUUAGGAAAAUUUACUCCAAUUGAAUUAGAAUGGGAUAAACUCAUAAUUAAUGCAACUAUUAAAGUUGGAAAAGUUAGCACUUAGAAGUGUUUGUUAAAUAAUCUCAAAGGUGUAAUGAAACCAGCACACUUCACUGCAAUUCUUGGUCCUUCUGGAUCAGGCAAAACCACUCUUUUAAACUUUUUGUCUGGUCGAUUAAUAUCAGAUAAUUUACAAAUUUCUGGAGAAUUGAUGCUGAAUGGAAAAAGAAUAGAUGAUAUUGACAAAUUCAAUGAUCAAAUGGCAUAUGUUAUGUAAGACGAUAUAUUGCUUGCAACAUUCUCUCCAAGAGAGGCCUUUUACUUUUCAGCCAAUAUGAGAUUAACAAUAUCUCAGGAAGAAAAACAUUAAAGAGUUGAAGCUUUGAUCAGAGAGUUGGGUAUUACUAAGUGUGCAGACACAAGAGUGGGAAAUACCUAAAUCAGAGGUGUAUCAGGAGGAGAAAGAAAAAGAGCAAGUAUUGGUGUAGAACUAUUGACAAAUCCAAGUUUGAUCUUUCUUGAUGAACCAACUACUGGUUUAGAUUCUUCGACUGCCUUAUAAGUUAUUGAUCUGUUGAAAAGGUUAGCAAAGAAUGGAAGAACUAUUGUCAGUACCAUUCAUCAACCUUCAUCUGAAAUCUUUAACAAUUUCGACAGACUUAUGCUUUUAGUCAGAGGAAACAUAAUCUAUUAAGGAGAUGCUGAAUAAGCCAUUAAUUAUUUUGGAAAUAUGGGCUUUUAAUGUCCCAAUUUUUCAAACCCAUCUGAUUACUUUAUGAAAUUAAUGAAUGAAGAAGGACUUUUAGUUGAAAAAAUAUAGGCAGGAGAAUCUGACGAUUUUGAUGAAGCUAAAAUCAAAGAAGAAUUUGAAGAAAGACUUAAAUAGUUUAUCAAUAAUUAUAACUCUUCUAAUAUGAUCAGAGAAUUGCAAUCAAGUGAGUCUGCUGUGAUCAAAGAAAAUGAUACUGGAUUUCAUAUCGGAUUUAUUUAACAAUUUGUUUUGAUCUACUAAAGAUCGUUUUUAAAUGAAAUUAGAAAUCCUAUGGAUGUGAAAUUAAAAAUAUUUUAAUCAAUAGUUAAUGCAAUCAUGCUCAUGCUAGUUUAUUCUGAUUUAGGAAAUUAUAAUGAAGGGUUAUAAAAUCGUUUUGGAGCUCUCUUCUUUAUUUGUACAGCUAAUGCAUUUGGAGGUAUCUAAGGUGCUCUUCAUACGUUCUCAAUGGAAAGACCUUUGUUUUUAAGAGAAAGAAUAAACAAAACUUACAGUGUUCAUUCAUUCUUUUGGGCAAGAUCUUUGGCAGAAUUUCCAUUCUAGAUUUUAUAUCCAUCUCUUUGUGUAAUCAUUGUCUAUUAUGUUAUUGGAUUAAGUGAUAUUAAUGUAGGAAAAUUCUUCAUGUUAAUAUUAAUUUAAUUCUUAACAUAUCAAUAUGCAGUGUCAUAUGGAUUACUUUUAUCAACAAUAAUACCAAAAAUAGAAGUAGCUACUGCAUUAGUACCUGCUUUAGUUAUUCCUUUUAUGAUAUUAGGAGGAUUUUUUGUGAACUAAGAUAAUAUUCCAUACAUUUUCUAUCCAUUCACAUAUUUAUCAAUGUUUAAAUAUGGAUUUGAAGCUUCAGUCAUUAAUGAGUUUGACGAUGUUAUAUAUGAAUGUAUGCCUGGAUAAUAAUGCAAUCCUGUCGAAAUGUUAUCAAUCACUCUAUCUAAAUGGGAAUGCUGUUAUGUUUUAAUAGGGUUGGCUGUUGGAAUUAGAUUGUUUGCCUAUUUAGCUCUUCAUCUCAUUUCAAGUCCUGAAAAACCAAAGCUAAGAUCACCUGAAUCCAUGUAGAUUGUGAAUAACUAAAAUUGAUUUCUUUUUACAUAUUUCAUUUUAUAUUAAUUAAUAAAU